Messenger RNA from Lithohypha guttulata, 1572 nucleotides. RefSeq lists its product as uncharacterized. Gene Ontology annotation, cellular component: cytoplasm. Gene Ontology annotation, biological process: carboxylic acid metabolic process. The transcript has a single exon. Gene Ontology annotation, molecular function: carboxy-lyase activity; pyridoxal phosphate binding. The coding region runs from base 1 to 1572 and encodes 523 amino acids. Lineage: Eukaryota; Fungi; Ascomycota; Eurotiomycetes; Chaetothyriales; Trichomeriaceae. The record is from RefSeq and is a predicted model, not a curated record.
AUGGAAGCCAAAUCUCUUUCUGAUAUUCUCGACACCGUGAAACAGAUACUCUCGACUGCCUCCACGGUCGCAAACUUACACGCUCCCCAAAACGCAAAACCGAACACUUCAAUCCUUCCCGGAUCAAUUCCACCACUCCCAGCUCAUGCUGAAAAUUUACCAGAAAGCACUCCUCCGUUCCAACGGACCAUAGAUCGCUUGACCCAGAACAUCUUGCCAUAUCUUAAUGCCUCAAGUCUAUCAUCACGCUACUAUGGCUUCGUAACUGGCGGAGUUACCCCCGCUGCACUGAUAGGUGACAUUCUGACGAGUAUCUUCGACCAGAACAAUGCGGUACACUUACCGAGUGAGAGUGUCGGAACGAUUGUCGAGGCUGCGGCGUUGAAUAUGCUGGUGGACUUGUUUCAGUUGCCAAAGGAGGAAUGGGAAGUCGGAGGCGAAGGGAGUGGUGGUGGUGUGUUCACGACAGGGGCGACGGCGACGAAUAUCUUGGGACUGACAUUAGGAAGAGAGUGGGUGCUAACUGAGCGUGUAAAGGAGGCUACGGGAAAGGAGGCUGGCAUGUCCGUUGGUGGACAUGGCUUACUCGCCGUCGCCCAAGCUGCUGGUGUCGAUCACGUCAAGGUUCUCAGUACUUUACCGCAUAGUAGUAUCUCGAAAGCAGCUGGCGUGAUUGGUCUAGGUCGCUCGGCAGUACAGUCCAUCGUUCGAACGGGCUCAAUUCUCGAUAUCGACGUCGAGAAACUACAAUCCUUAGCCGAGGACGCAGAAGCUGAACGCACAGCAUACAUCCUCGCCAUUUCAGCAGGAGAAGUCAAUACUGGUCUGUUCGCUACAGAUUCUGGGCAUGUUAUGCAGCAGGUUCGCGAGAUCUGCGACAAGUACAAGAUCUGGAUUCAUGUCGAUGGCGCGAUGGGCUUGUUUGCAAGAUUGCUCCUGAAUCAUUUUGAUACUACUAACCAAUACGCAAAAGUUACUGCUGGUGUCAAGGGGCUUGAGUUGGCAGACUCAAUUGGCGCAGAUGGACAUAAACUCUUGAACGUCCCAUAUGAUUGUGGAAUAUUCUUUACCAGACACAAAAAAUUGAGUGAAGAAGUCUUCAGCAACGGCAACCCAGCAUAUUUGGCUAGUACAGCUACAGACCAUGUACAAAACCCCUUCAAUAUUGGUUUGGAGAACAGCAGGAGGUUUAGAGCAUUACCUGUGUAUACCACGCUAAGCGCAUAUGGAAGAGAAGGAUAUGUAGACAUGCUGCGGAGACAAAUCGGGCUAUCAAGAAAGAUUGCUGCGUGGCUAUAUGAUCAUGAGCAAUAUGACUUGUUGCCACAAGGUGGAAGUGGAAGCAAAGAGGAAGCGGUUGCGAAGAUCUUCAUGAUUGUGCUUUUUCGUGCGAAGGAUGAAGAGAAGAACAAAGGAUUAGUAAGUAGGAUCAAGAGUGAUGGAAGGAUAUAUGUAAGUGGAUCUGUAUGGGAUGGAAAACCUGCGACCAGGAUUGCUGUGAGUAAUUGGAGGGUCAAUGUCCAGGAGGAUGGGAACAUCGUCCAGGAUGUACUGGAGGAUGUAUUGAGUUAA